This is a messenger RNA of Gossypium arboreum, 3692 nucleotides long. RefSeq names its product disease resistance protein RPP8-like. Gene Ontology annotation, biological process: defense response to other organism. Gene Ontology annotation, molecular function: ADP binding. Lineage: Eukaryota; Viridiplantae; Streptophyta; Magnoliopsida; Malvales; Malvaceae. The transcript has 2 exons. The record is from RefSeq and is a predicted model, not a curated record. The coding region runs from base 285 to 3044 and encodes 919 amino acids.
UAAACUUUCUAUUUUGAAUUUCUUGUUAUUAUUCUGAAUUUCAUAAAUAACCCAAAAAAAAAAAAAAAACUUUCCCCUUAGUUAAACUGCAGGUAGCUCCUACAAAUUUCCUAUUUCCGUCCACUUUGAACAUAUGCUAUUUUAUUUUAAAAAUUUAAGUCCCAACGAAAAAUAAUCAGCAACCUCACCCCCAAAAACAGCUCUUCAAAACUUCUGAUAAAGAGAAAUACUUCCUCCACUAAUACAUCAAAUAUUCUACAAUUAUUUGCCGACCAGCAGGAGAAAUGGCAGGGGCUAUUGUGUCCUUAGUUGUUGAAAGAAUUUCUGAUCUACUCAUCCAUGAAGCAGUUUUCCUCAAAGAUGUGAAAGAUCAAGUUGAGAGCCUAAAGUAUGAACUGAAGCGAAUGCAGUGUUUCUUGGAAAACGUUGACCGGAAGCCAGAACAAGACGAGCGUCUCCAUAAUCUGGUAUCGCAAAUCCGUGAUCUUUCUUGCGAUGCUGAAGAUGCCAUCGACUCUUUUAUUCUAGAAGCAGCACAUCAACGAGAUUCUCAUGGGAUUGUCAAGAUAUUCACCUCCAUUUUCACUAAGCCUGAUCAUCUGCACAAAAUCAGGGUGCAGGUCAAAGCAAUCCAGACCAAGCUCCAAGACAUUUCCAAGAAUCUUCCAGCUUAUGAGAUACCCGGUGAUGGAGAAGACUCUAGCUCAAUUUUCAAGUUGCAGCAACGGUUAAGAAGGACAUAUUCGCAUGUCGAGGAAGACGACGUUGUUAGCUUGGAGGUUAGCACCAAGGAAGUCAUGACCAAGUUGAUGACUGAAGAAGAUAGAGCCCACGCCGUCGUUUCCAUAGUCGGCAUGGGGGGCAUUGGUAAGACUACUCUUGCCAGAAAAGUAUAUAAUCAUGUUGAUGUGAGACGCCAUUUUGAUUUCUUGGCUUGGGUUUAUAUAUCUCAACAAUGUAAGCAGAGAGAAGUUUUGCUUAGUGUCUUAAUGAAAGUUCUCUCCCCUUCUAAAGAUGAAAGAGAGCUAAUUGAGAAACUGGACGAGAGUAAGCUGAUGAAAAGGCUUUUUGAUGCUUUGAAAGAAAAGCGGUAUUUGGUAGUCCUCGAUGAUAUUUGGAGAAGCGAGGAUUGGGAUAUUCUUAAACUUGCUUUUCCACGAGGAAGAAUGGGAAGCAAAAUACUAUUCACAACACGCAAUAGGAAUGUGGCUUUUGAUGCCGAUCCUUGCAACACUCCCAUUGAGCUCUCAGUUCUUACUGAUGAUGAAAGCUGGAAUCUUUUGUGUAGGAAAGCAUUCCCACGAAGCAAAAUGGGUUCUCAAUGCUGCUCAGAAGAAUUUGAGAAGCUUGGAAAAGAGAUGGUGAAAAAUUGUGGAGGUCUGCCUUUAGCUAUUGUUGUGUUGGGAGGCUUGCUAGCAACAAAACAGUCAUUGGCUCAAUGGGAGAUGUUUUACGAAAACAUCCAUGGACACUUAAAAGGGCUCCCACACCAAGAUAAAAAUGGUGCAGUGAACAGAAUUUUGGUUUCAAGCUACAAUGAUUUGCCUUAUCCUUUAAAACCAUGCUUUCUGUAUCUUGGUCAUUAUCCAAAAGAUUGGGAGAUAUCAAAAAACGAACUUAUAAGAUUAUGGAUAGCUGAAGGUUUCAUUUCACCAUCACUGGAAAGCAAAGAAAUCUCGAUGGAGGAUGUAGGCGAACACUUCCUAGAACAGCUUAUAGAUAGGAGCUUGGUUCAAGUUAGCAGGCAAGGCUAUACAGGAACAAAUGUUAAGACAUGUCGAGUGAAUGAUCUCUUGAGGGACUUGUGCAUUAAGAAAGCAAAAGAGGAGAAGUUAUUGGAAAUUAUUCAACAAUCAUCGGCUCAAUUUGAUGUGACUUUGGUCGAACCUAUGCUACGAAUAAUUUCUAUUCAUCCUAGCGAAGGGAAAGUUCAUUUGAAGGGAGAGCAUCCAAAAUUACGUUCUUUAUUGUUGCCUCAAAAUGAGAAAUUGGUAGAAUUUUGCAUUUCAAAUUGCAAAAGCUUCAAAUUUUUAAGGGUGUUGACUCUUUUAAAAAGGAACGUCGAAAAGUGGCAUGUGUCAAAUGAAAUCGGUGAUCUCCUACAUUUGAGAUACUUGAAGUUAGAAUGCUGGAACGAAAUGAUUUUGCCGCAAUCUAUUGGCAGAUUGAAGAGUUUAUACACUUUAUACAUCAAGUAUCAUACUGACAUUGUAAUUCCAGAUGUUGUGUUCAAGUUGGAACGUUUAAGGCAUAUUGUAAUAAAAAGGAUUGCGUUGUUCGGAAGAGGAUUUCGUUUGCGGCUAGGGUUCACUUCAAAAAAUAUUGAAACUUUGAAGUACAUAAUGGUGGAUGAGAAGUCGAUUGAAAAUAAUGUGGUGCUUAGGUGGACUAAUAUUCAGAGUUUAGGAAUAGUAUUUACAAGAGCAGAAUAUGUGAAGCCUAUCCUAAUCUUGCUAACCAAAUUGCAACGCCUUGGGUCAGUGUCUUUGGAGGUUUUAGACGAUUCAAACCUAUCAUAUCUAGACUUAGAACCUCUUUCUUGGUGCCACCACCUCUCCAAACUGAGAUUAGCUGGGGGGAUAAAAGAUGAUCCACAUUCGAGCUGUCAUAUUUUGAAAUUUCUUCCACCAAAUAUCGUCAAAUUAACUCUGUUUUGUUGUAGGAUGAGCCAGGAUCCAAUGGGUGUAUUGGAAAAGCUAUGUCAUUUGAGGAUUCUCUAUUUGGAAGGAGUAUAUAACGGGAGUAAAAUGAUGUGCUCUGCCAAUGGGUUUCGUCAACUUGAUUCUCUUCAAAUGAUUGGUCUAGAAGAGUUGGAGGAGUGGGAAAUAGAAAAGGGUGCAAUGCCAUGCCUUCGAAGAUUGGAGUUGGCCGAUGUUGAUAGUUUAGGGAUGCUUCCAGAAGGAUUGAGGUUUAUUACUACUCUUCAAGAAAUGAUAUUAACAAAUAUAAGUUCGUCAUUGAAAGAAAGAAUUAAAGUGAUAGAUGGAAGAGAAGGAGAGGAUUUCUAUAAAGUGUGUCACAUUCCCUCUAUCCACAUUUUCUGAUCUCAAGUAAUUGGAGCCAACAUCACGCGAGGAGGGAACACACGUACAAACCUGUACAUUACAAGUGGAGUACUUCAUUUGGGACUAGUAGCCACCAAUCUCGACUAUGGAUCAUAGAACAAACAUGGAGAACACAAAAAAAAAAUGGUAUGAGAAUUACUCAUUUUAUAUUUUUUAAUUAUUAUUAACAUAAAUAAGGUUACAUGUGGAGAUAUGUCUCGCAUUUUGACCAAAACAGUAUGUGAUGUUGAAACAAGAAGAAGCUCUUUGUCCUGAUGAGGAGCUGAAGUCAUGACAAGAAGAAAGUCCUCAUCCCAACGACGCAAUCCUCUUCGUCCCGACAACCAAACGCCACAUCACAAUGUGGCAACAUGUCACUUAAGUUUUCCGGCUUUCUUUUCUCAGUUAAAUUCUGUUUUAGUUUCCCACUUAAAUUCUGAUUAACCUAAUGAUAUUCUAGUCAUAUAUGCUAUGAAUUUCAGCCUAUAAAUAGUCUUAGUUACUCUAGGUUUUAGACAAUAGAAAUAUUAAGAUCGAGAUAAUUCUAUUCUUUGAGUUUGAAAGGUUUUUAUUUUGUGGUUUUGGGUUUUUUUUUAUUCUCCCUCUUUUGCACUCUCUUUUUAUUAUAAUGAAAUCUCUUUUUAUCCA